Molecule: messenger RNA, 3502 nt
Organism: Zerene cesonia (dogface butterfly)
Lineage: Eukaryota; Metazoa; Arthropoda; Insecta; Lepidoptera; Pieridae
Gene: tam
Product: DNA polymerase subunit gamma-1, mitochondrial
Exons: 18
Coding region: 62-3496 (1144 amino acids)
Biological process (GO): mitochondrial DNA replication
Cellular component (GO): mitochondrion; gamma DNA polymerase complex
Molecular function (GO): 3'-5' exonuclease activity; DNA binding; DNA-directed DNA polymerase activity
Source: RefSeq, a predicted model, not a curated record
CAGCUGAUUUUGUAAUUUUGAAAAAGUCAAAACAAAGCCCCGGUGUUUUCUUAGGUUUAAAAUGCGAUUUAAAAGAACAAUAUCACCUUCAAAUAAAAAUAUAUAUAAAGCUUGUGCACUAUGUCGAAGUUUUUGCAGUGAUGUUUUUCCUCUAAGUGAAGUAAAAAUAAUCAGAAAAACUAAAGAAAGUUCGAAAAAUGAAGAAGUUACUAAAAAAAUACCAAAUGAUAGUGAUGAGUUUAGGGUAAAUGCUGUCAAUAUACAGAUGAUUUCAAAAAAUAUCUACAAGCAGCUUUUUAAGGACCCUCCGACUGAAAUAGAUCCAAAUGUGAUUAAAAGUUGCCAAGCACAUCUCUUACACCAUGGUAUCAAUUAUAAAGAAUAUAAUAAGCUGCCAGAUGUUAAAUUAAACUUGCCAAAACUGGAAGGCAAAGAUAUUGUAGAACACUUUUACAACAUUGGAAAGAAACAAUCUGACCCUUACAAGAAGUUGUUACAUAUAUUGGCAACAAACAAGCUGCCAGAAUUACCAAAGAUAUGGUUAAAAAGUCAAGGUUGGACUAAAUACACACUAGAAGGCCCCAAAUCAGUUCCAUGCCCACCAGAUGACAUCUUGAUUUUUGAUGUUGAAGUGCUGAUGGCUGCUGGUAAAAGGCCAACGCUGGCUUGUGCAGUAUCUACUGAUGCAUGGUACAGCUGGGUAAGUGAACCGGUAGCCAGUGGCAAGGCUCAUGAAACUUUUAGUGAAGUAAAUUAUGAAGACCUAAUUCCUUUAGAAACAGAUGGACACAAACCAUGCGGUGAUUUGAAUAGGCCCAGGAUAGUUGUGGGACAUAAUGUGUCGUAUGAUAGAGCGAAGAUUAAGGAGCAAUACUGGCUGGAGAGGACUGGUGUGCGUUUCAUGGAUACAAUGUCAAUGCACACAUGUGUGAGUGGAGUGACGAGUUACCAACGCACCGUGUUGAAGGCCAAGAACAAAGAGCCCGAUCCUGCUGACGAUGAUUGGAUAGAAAUUAGCUCACUAAAUAGCCUUUCUGAGGUCCACAAGCUCUAUUGUGGUCAGCCAAUCGACAAGCAAACCCGGGAUAUCUUCGUGGAAGGCACAUUGGAGGACGUGCACAAUAACUUCCAAACGCUUAUGAGUUAUUGCGCCGGUGACGUCAUCGCAACUCAUAACGUACUGCGGGAGUUAUACCCGAUGUUUCUGGAAAGAUUUCCUCAUCCUGUUACAUUGGCUGGGAUGUUAGAAUUAGGUACAGCAUACUUACCCGUAAACUCGAACUGGACGCAAUACAUUGAUUCAGCAGAAACCGUCUUCAAUGAUUACAAGCUGGAAUCCCAACAGUUACUAUCCCUGAAAGCAGACGAAGCCUGCCGACUCAUGGAAAAUGAAGAAUAUAAAAAGGACCUUUGGAUGUGGGAUGAGGAUUGGUCUACACAAACGUUAAAACUCAAAAAGUCCACAUCGAAAAAGACUGAAAUGCGUGAAGACAUAAUACUUGACAAACAAAUAAAAACUCAAGAUAAUUUUGAAACGUUGAGCGAACGUUAUAUAGAGAGCUUGGGAGCAAAUAACGGAGUUAAAGUUACGGUUCGAGAAGAAUUAGUUAAAAAGUUUCAAUAUUUAUAUGAUUUACGAAGUUCAUUACCGGUGAAAAGGCCGUAUUUAGCCGGAUAUCCGGCGUGGUACAGGAAACUGUGUACAAAGCCAGGGAAGGAUCCUGAUUGGUCACCUGGAGCCAAUAAUAUCACUACAAGUAUGCAGAUAACUCCAAAACUCCUCCGUUUAUCGUGGGAAGGGUAUCCCCUCCACUACAUCAAGGGGGAAGGCUGGGGAUUCCUCGUUCCCUACAGUAGAACUAGGGGAGAACUAGAGGAGGGGGAAGUUCCAUUGCCCUUGGAAACGUUGUUAUCUUCCUGUCCCAUUGUUACGUGUAAGGGGACAGAAGUUAGUGCCGAUACGUAUGUUUUGCCGAAAACUGUUGAGGAGGAUCUCAGCAAGCGAGCGUAUUAUGCGAGAAAAAGAAAGCUGGAACAAGCAACAGCCAACCAGUACCAUGGUUUGGGAGUUUGGACUGGCAUAGGGAUACAAGGAUGUUGUCAUUUUCUCCGCUUGCCACACAAGGAUGGUGCUAAAUACAAAGUCGGCAAUCCAUUAGCGCGGGAUUUCUUAAACAUGUUCAGCCAAAACGUUCUCUCAGCGCAGGGCAAUGAUGCUGAAAAGGUACUAACAUACGGCAGAAUGAUGUCCUACUGGCGUAACAACAGAGAGCGGGUUAUGGGACAGCAAGUGGUGUGGUUGCCGGAGGACGUUCUGCCGGAACAUCUGAGGGGGAGUCUGAGGAGAUACGGUGCUAUCAUACCGCAGGUUGUGGUGUGCGGUACGCUUACUAGACGAGCCAGCGAGCCCACCUGGAUGACGGCCAGCAACGCGACGGCGGAGCGCAUCGGCUCCGAGCUGCGCGCGCUCGUGCAGGCGCCGCCCAACUACCGCUUCGUUGGCGCUGAUGUGGAUUCACAGGAGUUGUGGAUAGCGGCGUUGCUAGGCGACAGCGGCACGCGGCUGUGCGGCGGCAGCGCGUUCGGGUGGGCCGUGCUGGCCGGCCACCGCGCCGCCGCCACCGACCUGCACUCGCUCACGGCGCGCGCCGCGCACGUGCAGCGCGACCACGCCAAGGUCAUCAACUAUGCCCGGAUAUAUGGGGCCGGACAAAACUUCGCUGAACGAUUGCUGAAACAGUUUAACCCCACUAUGACAAUGUCAGAAGCGAAGAGCAAAGCUGCCAAAAUGUUCUCAACAACGAAAGGUAGAAGGGUGUAUACAUUGAAGAAGAAAUAUAUGUUGGGGCUUAUGGACGAAGAUAUUGAAGACCAGAAAGUCGAAAUGACAGCUUAUCAAGCGAUGCGGCUAGCCAAGAUGAGCGGCAAACAAGUUGAAGACAUGUUCGAGAGGCCUCGUUGGGUGGGCGGCACUGAGUCAUGCAUGUUCAACAAACUUGAAGAUAUUGCGGACUCCAUGGAGCCAAAAACAGCGUUCCUCGAGGGGCGCUUGUCGCGCGCGCUCGAGCACAGCGCGGGCCGCUGGGGGGGGACCCGCCUCAACUGGGCCGUUCAGAGCGCCGCCGCUGACUUCCUGCACUUGAUGCUGGUCAGCAUGACGCACUUGGCGCCGAAGGCCAGAUUCUGUCUAAGUUUUCAUGAUGAAGUGCGUUACUUGGUGCCUGAAGAACAUAAAUACGAAACGGCGCUUGCUCUACAAAUCACAAAUUUAUUUACAAGAGCAUUUUGUUCGCAAAGAGUUGGUAUAAAGGAUUUACCACUAUCCGUUGCAUUUUUUACUUCUGUUGAUGUGGAUCAAGUCUUACGUAAGGAAUCAAACCUAAGUUGUAUGACACCUUCUAAUCCGCAUGGUUUAGAAAAUGGAUACGGCAUACCUAAUGGAGAAUCAUUGACAAUAUUUGAUGUACUUGAUAAAUGUAAAAUAAAGAAAGAAUGAUAUUUU